AAAAGAAGAAUUUGACAAUUUAAGGUUAAUACAUUUUGCUUAUUUACAUAAUGCUAAUUGGUUCAGCUUGUGCAAUAAUUUUUGUGUAAGAUGUUAUGAAACAGAUUUAAAACAUGUCCUUAAAAAGUUUCGCAGAGGACUAUUUUAAAAAUUUAAAUUCCAUCUCUUCACGAUUGCACCAAGACUUGGAGGAAAUUAAAGCCUCAUAUGAAGAUCUGUGGAGUACCUUACCAGAAAAGGAACAACAGUCGAUUCUCUCUGAAAGUAUCAUAAAACCUGAAAUAAGUAUCAAAUAUUGUGCUUCAGAAAAGCAAACCAAAAACGACUAUGCCGUUAAAGUGAUUUUUGAUGAAAACUGCUCAUAUCGAGAUGAACAUUCAAGUCCAUUUAGUUUUAAGACACAAAGCCAAAGAGAUCUCAACAUAUUUUGUAAAGAAAAAGAAAACACAGUACUAGAAAAUAAGAUUAAAUUGCCCUCUAAGCUACCAUCAGUUAAACCCAAAGUUAUUUUGUCUUAUAAUAAAAUUGAUGACAAUUUGACUGAUGUAUCAGAUAGUGAUACUGCAAACUCUCUUCCCAAGACUGGUUUAGACUUUUUGGACAACUGGUAAAAUUUGGAAACGUUCCUGUUAGUAACACAUCUGUAUUCUUUAAAAUUUGAUUCAUGUACUUGACAUAAUACUAAUUAAGUAACAUAAUAUAAACUGAAAGUAUUCAAAAAAUUUUUGCUUAACCCAUUAAUGACCAACUGCAAUGAAAGUUGCAUAACAAUUCGUAAUUUUUUAGGAAUAAAAAAUUUUCAGCUUUUAGAAUAACUUUUAAUCUCCAAUGAUUGAAGGUAAAAGAUGAACAAGUGAUUUAGUUGACAAUAUCAUGAGACUAUAAUGAAAGGGAGUUGUUUUGGGUAACUCCCCUUUUUCACAAUUGACCUGCUUAUUAUUAUUAAAAAAUGGAAUUGUGUUCAAAUUUUGAUACAAAACAUAUUGCUACUAUUUUUCGGAUAAAACUGAAACUUUUCAGCACUUUGUUAUAUCUUCAUUAUCUAUAGUCAGAAUUCAAUUACAUGAUGAAAAUGUAUGAAAAAAAUGUAUAUUGUUGAUAUAUUGAAUAAACUUGAAAUAAAUGUCCUGUGGAAAAAGGAACAUUACUUGGAAAUUAUAAAAAUCUACCUCUACAGGAUAUAAAUAUUUAUUUUCCUGAAAAGUAUUGGGUAAAUGUUGAAUGAUUUCCAAUGGGAAAUUAAAUAUGGUCCAACGAAAUGAAAAUUGUGUCAUUUCAGUUACAAUAAAUUGUGUUCUAGGGCCCCAAAAUCCGCGAUCGGCAUUCCAAAAAGAAUCUCGAUUCAGAUGACUCUAGUUCACAUGGGAGGAUCGAUUUGAUCGACCAAUUUAUACCCACAUAUAGGAUUAGAACAAGGUCCAACAAACGAAGUGCCCUUAUUUUUUUCUGGCCCACAAAUGUUUGUAUGGUACAAUGAUGGAUAUUGCAAAGGCAGUUAGGUUCUAACAUAGACCUUCUACCAUUCCAGAGGGAAUGUAAAUUCUUCAUAAUUAUGAUCUUAAACCACACCUAGCCUAUACAAGGAAGAGACGAGGUUGGUUUAGUAUGGUUAGAUAAUUUAAUUGUGAAAAGAGAUUCUAAAUAUAAAGUGUGUGUAACAUGUGAAAAUAUAACAAUUUAGUUAUGUAAUGGAAUGUUUCGAUCCACCCAGAAUAUUUUUUCAAAUAGCAUCAAUUAUAAGAUAUAAAUUAUUGACGUUUGGAGAAAAAAAUUGAUGAAAUUUAUUAGUAGAUUUUAAUUCUGACUAUAGAUUAAUAAUUUUAUGAAAACUUUUUUCAUUGAUAAAAAUAAUUUCAAAACUAUUUGAUGUCAUUAUCCUAAUUUAAAUCGAUAAAUAGAAAUUACUCUUUAAAUGAUCAGAAGCAACUUUAGUUGCUUGAGCGUAGCUCUCUUUAUUUAUUUAAGACCAUUUUGAAACAAUAUCAAUUAAAAAAUAUUUUCAAAAUUGUAUUUUGGGCAUUAAUGGGUUAAAUCGGUAUUUACUUAAUAUAACAUUGCUCUAUAUAUUGAUUGGAUUUAUCUACAUUAAGUUAAGUCAUAUCCAAAUAAAUUCCUGGACAAAAUAAAAGUUAGUUACAUUGAAAUAAUAAUGAACACCUACAAAUUAGUUGAAUAUGACCUUAACAUAACCUUAAUUAAAGUUUGUGUUUGCUUGAAAUGCAACCAAAUUGGAAAAAAAAAGGAAAAAAACAGUAUAUGAAAAUAAAUGCAUAUGGAUCAGCUCUAAUAUCCCGUAAGCCAUCCUCUACUUCUUAUCACUGCUUUCAUUCGUCGCGGCAUGCUUUAUAUCAAAUUUUUAACAAAAGCUUCCCGUAUUUUCUCAAAUUCUUCAAUAGCGACCUCUAUGAGUUGUUAUAAUUAAAAACAGGCGGACUAUGAGUUUGAAUCCUCUUUUUGAGAUAGUCCCAUAGAUGUUCUAUAGGAUUCAUAUCCGAACUGUUAGAUGGCCACUCUAAUAAAGGGAUAUGACGACAUGUAAGUAGCCAAUAACCUGUUUAGCCACAUGGGUACGAGCAUUGUCCCGCAUGAAUAAAAAAUUAGACCCAACAAACGAAGCAAAAGGCAUUACAUGUUUGACAAUAAUGUUGUCUAAGUAAUAUUGGACAUUGUACGUAUAGAAACCAAUUCCGUGCGAGUAUCGAAGCCAAAUUACUCCCAAAAACGUUUUAGAGCCACCACCAAAAGGCACUUUGAAAGAUAUUUACAGUUGGCAAACCUUUCUCCUUGCCUUCACCAGACACGCUAACAUAUAUCUGGAGCUUUAAGGCUAACUCUAGUUUCAUGAGAGAACAGAACUCGUUUCCAAUCAUUGAUGAUCCAAUUCUGAUGUAGUCUUGCAAAAUUAAAUCUCUGAACUUUGUGUUCUCUGGUAAGCAAGGGUUUUUUGGCUAGUCUUCUUUUGCUUAAUGUAAACGUCUUACAACCGUUCGAGACGAUACAUCGACAUUUCGAAUAUCUGAUAAUUCAUUUUUUAGUAGAAUGCUGGUGACUGAGCUACUUCUGACAGAACAUUGUCUUGAAAAAAAGGAUCAUCAAUUUAGUUAGUUUAGUUAGAGACAAACCAGCAACAUAUCGCAUUGAAUAUCCUUCAUUCAGGAGAGUCGAUGCUUGCACUGUCUCCUCCGUUAACAAGUUUCUUUGGCGGUUCAUUUUUUACUUGAUAUACUUCCAAAUAUGUAUGUAAAAAACAAUUGCAAUCAAUAGCUUGCUUCCAACAGAAAUUUGCACUUUUUAAGCAAAUGUUAACACAGUUUUAGUCUAAAACGAGGUUGAAUACCAAGUCAAAGCAAGAUUAUGUUAUAGUAGAGUUAAUUUAAAUAGCCAAUGUCAAACAAGGUCCAUGGCAUGAUGAGUUAAUUUUGUCCAGGAGUUUGUGUUAGUUUGCCAAAAAGAAAAUUGAUUAUAAAGUUAAUUAAGCGUCUAAAAAAUUUUCCCAUUGGAUUCAUGCCUUAAAAUUUGUAUUAAAAAGUGGAAGUACUCAAAAUUAAAUAGCAUAGAGUAGAAUAAUAAAACUACACCAAAUCUCUCUAUUCUUAAAGUUUAAAUACAUAUCAUAGUCAACGGUAUUUUAUAAUAUAACAGUACUAAUAUAGAUGCCCCAGUUGGUAUCAAUUUUAAAUAGGAAUAGAAGACUGAUGUGUGAAGUAAGUCAUCAAUUGAUAUGUUUAUAGUCACACGAUUAGAUAUUUUGUAAUACUGGAACUAUGGAAGUUGGAAACAGUCAAUUUUCAUUAUUUAAAUACAAAGCUUACUAAUUAGCAGUGAUAUAUACAAAUAUAAUUAUACAAUUAAUUGCAUAAAAGUUUGUUUAUAUUUAAAACAGUAGAUAUUAAAUGAAUCAGGUAUUUUUGAAAGAUCAUGACUCCAUGAGAAACCAAAGUUUUCAGGAGAGGCAAAAAAUUAAAUACUGUGAAAUAAUUUAAGGUCACGUAAUGUAUUUGUUAUUAAAAAAUAAAAUAGGCACAUAUUUACAUGUUGUCAUUUAUUUUGGACAAUAAAAAUUAUUCACAUUUUUGAAAAAAGUAGCAUCAAAAAUGAUGGACUUAUGUUGUUGCUAUAAUUUCUCUAAAAAUGAAAGACGAUGUAUUGGAGAAUUUGUGUUUAAUGUAAAAAAUGAUCAGCAUAUGCUUGUGAAUCAACUAAUCCCUCAUCAUCAUUUUCUGGUGUAGGCCACAGGAAUAUUUUAAAACCUUAAAUUCUCCGGCAGGAGACUUUUCCUUAGGAAGUGGUAUUCUUUUUUAGUUGAAGUAUAUAAACAAUUGGCACUAUAUUAUAGACAACCUGCAGAUACAAAGAUAAAACAUAUAUUAAUAUUCUUAUGUGCCACUUGUCAGAUUUACUUUUGUAAGAAUUGGAAACACUCCCUAUCAAUUCUAAAAAAGUUACUUAAGUAUACUCACAUAGUCCAAUACAUUUUCUAAAAAUAUGAAAUUUUACAGAAGACAGUGACUUUGUCAUUAGAUUAGCAUAUUGAUGAUCAGUAGGUACAUAAUUAAGCUUUUCAAUAUUAUUUGGAAUGAUCUUUUCGUUUGAAAAGUAUAUUCCUCAUUUUGAUGCAUGACUGAUAGUCGUCACAAAUCAAUAUUUGAUUAGUCGCUUUAUAAAUCAGAUCUUCUAGAAUUUGUUUAAGAAAAAGACAUUUAGUUAUACAGUCAGCCAAUGCAACAUACUCAGCCUAGUUACUACUUUGUGUUACACAACUGUAAUAAAGUGGAUGGCUUUUUUUGUAUGUAUUAAAGCCUCUAGCACUCUCACCAAAGUGACCCCGUUCAGAAUUUCCUCAUCCCCUGUGUGCAAAGCUUGUAUUUCUUGUACCUUGAUUAUAAUUUCUGCAUUGAUUUUCAUAAUGUACUCUUCUUCUACCACAUGAAUAACAGUUACCUUCUCUAUAAGUGGGAAAAGCUGCAGGUUUGGAUAUAUUUUCAUUUGGAUUUUCACUGGUUACUUUUCUUUACUCUACCUCUGCUAUCAAUUUAGCCUUUGCUACAUCUACAUUCAACUCUCCUCCUGGUAAAUUCUCUAGUAUUGUAACAACAGUUUAAAAAGAACUAGGCAUAGCCAACAAUAGGUUGCACACAAUAUCUUCAUCUUUCUUCAAUAUUUAUUGGAAUUUUGCCCAAUGGAUGUUGCCUUUUCGGCGGGAAGCAUCUUUUGCCAGCCUAAAAAUGUGGAACACUGGACUGUCUAUAACCGCACCAAUACAUUCUGGAUUGUAAUCAAAUUGGCGUCAUUCUGAAACAUUGAAUGAUUGUUUGCUGUCGUUAUGUACUUUGCCUCCCUUUGAUUCUCUGGAGAUGACUUUCUUUUUAUUAUAAUGAGGCCACCAUUUCGUAAACGCCAAUACAUCUUCAUUCUUAACCACUUUCAAUUCGAAAUGUCUUUUUUUACUUGACAGUCUUAUUAAUCCUAUUAUUUUUGCUCUUUUCAGCACAAGCAUCUACAAAAAUAUGUAAAUGUUUGGCUUCAGGAAGGAUAACUUCAUUGAUAUAAUCAGAAAUGAAUGAAGCAACCUCUCUCGACUCUACCUAUAUCUUGAUGGUAUAGGUAAAGUCUUCACUUUCCAGAUCCUAGACUGUGAAUAAUAAACAGGGAAAGACUUAGUUGUCUGCAAUGAAAAAUAUCCUGGUUUAGGAUGUUUGGCAACUGAAUAUUUUGCAUGUAAUCCAUAGCUACCUCGUACUUCUUUCAUAGACCUCAUUUUAUCAGGAAACUUUUUCGGUCUUCCAAUUACAAACAAUUUGUUCAGCUAAUUUGACUUUAUUAGUUAUUUCAUUCAGGCUGAAACUCUUCAAUUUACCAUGAAACACUUCAAAUCACAACAAGUGUCUACUUGAGGGCGUUCAAAUGAUAGGUUGAAAUGAUGAGAUAUCAUCUUCUACAUUUCUUCUUGUUUGUAGGUCUAUCACAUUUAAAAUGUUAUUUCCACGUAGGUCACAAGGUGCUUGUCCUAAAGCUAAUAGUUAAUAUGAAGUCUGAAUUUUUGCGGAGUGAUUCCACGAAGGCCGAAAAAAGCUUUUGUGCAAACUUUGGUUUCUCCAGCAGAAUGUGAGACAUUCGUGGAUAUCUCUACACUCGAAUUUAAACUUCUUGGCCUUUUUCUGGCCUUUCAUUGAUUGGAAUCUAAAAGAAGUAGAGAAAACGUAUCAAAAAAUCCAUUUCUUAUGCCUCUUCUUCACUCAUUUUUACAUCAAACAAUAAAUUCGUAUCCAUAAAAUAACCGAAAUUACUUUGGAAUUAACAAUUCACCGAACGAAUGAGAAAGAAAAGGACUUGAGUGGUUUCAAUUGUUUAAAAAAUACCUGAUUGCUGUGGGAUUAACAAUCAACCAAAUAAUUGAUGAUGACAGUUGUCGUGCAAUGUUGCUAAUAAGAAAUAGUAGAAAGAACAAAGUCCAAUAACUAGUGGUGUUUCAAAAAUAUCUCGAUUUGACAUAUAACUAAAUUAAACGAAAUGAAAAGGAGUUGUUUCAGUUAUGUCAAGGGUGCCAGCAAAAAAAUGCAAAACAGUCGAUUCACGUUGAUUAAAAAAUACCUAAUUCAAUUAUUUUUAUGAUACUGACCAAUGGUGUUAUUGAUAGAUAUAAAUUGAUACAAACCAAAAAUAUCAUUCCUCUGAUAUCAUAUUGGCAGACGUUGUCGAUAAAUUGAAAAGUUAUUUUUAAAAUACCAGUAUGAAACAAUUUAAAUAAUUGUAGUUUUGACAUCGGAAAUAAUUUGGAGCAAAAUUAAAGAAAACAUAUGCUUAAAGAGAGUUUAUACUCUAUGACUUUAUCAUGGUAAUUGGUUUGGAAAUUGUAAGUAGUUGUAGAAUUUUGAUAAAUAAAAAAUUUA
Molecule: messenger RNA, 6890 nt
Organism: Diorhabda sublineata
Lineage: Eukaryota; Metazoa; Arthropoda; Insecta; Coleoptera; Chrysomelidae
Exons: 2
Coding region: 114-611 (165 amino acids)
Source: RefSeq, a predicted model, not a curated record